Molecule: messenger RNA, 2905 nt
Organism: Zeugodacus cucurbitae (melon fly)
Lineage: Eukaryota; Metazoa; Arthropoda; Insecta; Diptera; Tephritidae
Gene: RIC-3
Product: Resistance to inhibitors of cholinesterase protein 3
Exons: 12
Coding region: 573-2294 (573 amino acids)
Biological process (GO): protein localization to cell surface; synaptic transmission, cholinergic
Cellular component (GO): intracellular membrane-bounded organelle; neuronal cell body; neuron projection
Source: RefSeq, a predicted model, not a curated record
GUCGAAAUAGUCUCCGAGAUUUACUUGACUAGAUCGAACGUGAGCAUCGAUUUUAACGAAGGUUCGAAAAACAUUUAAAAACUGUUAAUGUAUCUAAAUGUAUAAAUAAUGGAAUACGUUUAAAUUAAGUGAUAAAGUGAUAGUAAACUAAAUAAUAUUAAUAUCAAAUACAAUAUCAAUUAAAGCAACGAUAGAAAUGCCAAGUGAAAUUAAAAAAUUUUGCCAGAAAUAAUGGAACAUUCUGUUAUCAAGCGGGCGCCAUAAAAUUAUCACUUUGAAAGGAUAUAACACUCGAAAAUUCCGAAAUCCUAAUUAAUUUAACUACAUAUAACUAAUCAACGAAUAGUAAUAAAUUAGUUAUAAAUAAAUGAGAAAACAUAAUAAAAACUUAAACAAAAAUAAAUAAAUUAGUAAGAUAAUUCAAAAACAAAAAAUAGUAUUAUCUAUAUAUAUACAUAUGUAUGUAUAGCUUAUUGACAAAUUCAUAAAAAAAUAAAAUACAUACACAUACACGGAUAUAUAUUCAAUAUACUUUUUGGAAGCCGUCAAAAUCGAAUAACCAAAAAAGAAAAAUGCAACAAACGCGUUCACAACGAAUGCAGUCUAGUCAUCCUUUCCAAAUGCAGGAUGGGCUCAGUCCUAAAAAAACCGCCAUUAUAAUUGUGACAGUGGUUGGCUGCAUUGCGAUAAUUUGGCCGAAGGUAUUCCACCCUAUGAUGUUCGGUAACAAUGUGCCGGCAAAAAGUGGAAAUUUGAAGGAUCAACGCGGACCGGGAGGUUGUUGUGAUGUUGUUAUUGACAGAGAUAAAUUUCUGAAUGAAACUCCAGCAGAAAUCGGUCCACAAUUGUACCGCAAGCAACUGAAUUUAUAUACCGGAGAGAUGAGUUUAAGGCAAGAACGUCCAGCACAUUUACAUCCCGAAUCCAUCUAUCAGGCGAUGCGAGAACGGGGACGAGCUAUACCUGCAACUACACCAACAGUGCCAAUUUUGGAGCGCAAAGGAUCAGCCAGCAACCCACCGCCACGUAUCAUUGAUGGCCGCCCUGGUCCUAUUCCCGGAAUGCGUCCACCCAUGGGCGCCGGAUCUAUGCAUCAACCGCAGGCUCGUGCUGGGAAUAGUAUGGGCUUCAUAAUGCCACUUUAUACAAUUGGGAUAAUAGUCUUCUUCGGUUACACCAUUAUGAAGAUAGUAUUCAAGCGGCCUACACCCAAUGCGCCCUAUGGACCCAUGCCAACAAAUCCCGACUUUAGAAAAGAAGUGUUUGGUCAAGAAAAUGGCAAACAUGUCGACGAAGUCAACAAUUCUAAACUAGGGUGGCGAGAACAUCAAGCAAGGUCGAAACCACAUGAACACAUCAGCGGUAGUGGUGGCGGUGGUGUUGCAAGUGGCAGCGAGCUUUACAAUGCAAGUUUGGCAACUGCCACGGCGGCUUCCAUCCUGUCGACGCAGCUGAAGCAACAUAGCCAUGGCGUACCCAACAGUUUUGGUGGUGUUGGCAGUGGCGCUGGCAUUGGUGGAAGCUUUAUGAGCGGACCCAGCAAGGAAACCGAACAAUUGAUGGAAAUUGAGAAAUUGCGCAAAAAGCUUGAGGAUACCGAGAAGGCGAUGGCAAAAUUGAUCGCAGAAAUGAACUCAGAUCAAUACGAAGCUAAGAAAUCAAGCGAAAAUCCGAUAUCGAAUUUAGAAGAUAUUUCCAAUGGGCAUACGAAAUCUGAGCAGGAACAUGAGGAUUACAAAGUAACGAACGAGCAAAACCUUGUGAUUAAUGAAACCCCCUCUAGCGUGGAUAGAGAACAUAAGCAUGACAACCAGAGUCCAAUUAGUAAAACCGUAGAUAACCGUGCAGAACAAAAGAACAUCCAACAACGAUUGAAACGGGAAGGCAGUGCUGAUCGAUCAGUGGCGGUUCUUGGAAUGGAGGUGACAGCAAGUUGUGAGGGUGGCCAAAAGUGGACAGGACGCCCUCCAACGCCUGUUUUCUUUUUGCAUCAUGAACAUUCCAAUGAUAAAGACGAUACUCAGGGGCCUGAACCACAAUCCAUCUACUUGGAAGGUGCUUUGGCGCACGAGUCACAAAUAUUAGUUACUGAUUCGGAAAUUAAAACUGAGGAAGUUUAUGACAGAGAGCUCAAUGGUUCACCAGAAGAGCCAGCGGUGGUGUUGAGCAGUAAGAUGACAUUAUCACUAAUCAAUUUGGAUACAAAUCAGGAAAACAAUGGUGAGAAAAAUCAGCCGGAAAUCGAAAGUCCCCUAGCAGAUGAUAUCGAAAUAAUUGGUGAUGAUGAAAAAUAGAAAUUAUUACUUGACUAAAUAAAAUUAAUAAACCAUUAAGUUGGAUUUAUUUCAAAACUGCUUCAAAUGUCAUGAAAGAAUACCAUUUCAAUUAUAUACAUACAUGCAAACCUAAUCAGAAAUUAUUAAGAGAAUUCUGUACAUGUAUAAUUUGGCAAACUUCAAUAAGAUUUGUAUAAUCUGUAUGAAUGAAUUGUAUGUGUAUUCUAUAUUUGUAAGUCGUAUUGAUAAUUGCUGUUUUUAAGAACAUUCAUUUUAUCCAAGGCCGAGAAGUUUACAUUAUGCAUGAAUAUGCUUGACUCUGCUUAUGUAUAUUUGCUAAGUGUUUAUUUGUCAUAAUAUGAAAAUCGUGUACUUCCGUUGUAUGGAAAUUUUUUAAAAAUAAUUUCAAUAAUAAUAUAAACUUCUAUGUUAUUUUACUUAUUCGUUUCGGAUUUUACUUCCUAUCGCCAUCAUUUUUAUCAAUUUUUGCUCGUAAUUAUUCAGAAUAAUCAAAAAAAUGUACUUUUGUACAUAUAUGCUCAAAACAUUUAGUAUGCCAAAUAUCAACAUUAAUUAAAUUGUGACAUUAAUGCCAAAAGUGUGCUCACACAUACUAAACAUUGAACUCA